UAAAGAUUGACUCGACACGAUUUUUUUCUAAGCACUGAUGCACCAUGCUACGAUGGAUACCAUUAGCCCGCCGUCAUUGCAGAGUUCACGGCAGGCACUGCAGGCUGCAGGUCCACCGACCAACUCUUGCAGGCCUUCCUCUUGGCGUGCGCGCUGCGAGGACAAGUCGUUCCAGGGAAGCUGACACUCGCAGCGGCUUGGGUCGCCUGGCUCCUCCACGCAUGGAUGGCCUUGGCAGAGAACCCACCAUGGAGGAAGCAGAUGAGCAGGAGCCCCAAGAUCAAGACAUUUUCGAUGAAGAGGCGGCACUGCAAUUGCGACCUGCAGCACCAAUCUUCCACAAGCACGCGGAGGAGCCAAUGCCACUAGAUGCUAUGGAGAUAGAGGAGGAUGCAGACCCGCCCAGCAUCGACAUGCGAGGCCUCAAGCGCUUGCGGCCGACAGAGGAACGCUUGGCACGUGUACCCCUGGGGUGGCUGGAUCGCCUUGCAGAGGUGGCCAAAGCUGAGCAGUCGGGAGAGAGCCGAGAUGCCGACAAGGAUGAGAAACAGGGCAGACAAAGCAGGCGGAAGGGGCAGUUCGAGUUUAAUGAUGAGGAACCAAUCCGAGUACGAGUACUGGAUGUUGAUGCCAUAUCCUUGGAAGAGCUUCAUCGCGCCUUCAUGUACACGCUGGUGCGUCGUCGCCCUGCCGAGGUCUGUGUGAGGAUUGCCUCGAGACUGGCGCAGUUUCGAGACAAACCAGGGCAAACUGCGUACCAGAACUUGUUGCGCGAUACCACAAAAUUAUUUGGCUCCACUCACGGGCCUGAGCUGACAGCCCUUUUCACGCGCUGCCACGCCACCAUCUCGGUGCCUUUCAUGCUGGACUACACGCGUCAGUAUGGGAAUUUCUCCAGAGCUUUUCUGGCUGCACAGGUGGAGACAAGCCUUAGACCAGGUUUCUUUGACUUCAUGCGCUAUGAAGGCCAAGGAGGCGUGCGGCCGCUGCCUUUGGUAAUCUCGAAACCCUGGUCACUUCAAGCCUACACUAGGCUCAUGAGCAAGAGCUAUUUGAAGAGCCGCCUUUACGAACAACUCAAACUGCAUGGACACGUUCCUGACCUGGAUGAAGACACUGACCCAGACAUGCCUGCAGAGGUCCGAGUCAUGGAAGAUCUCAGCAAAGCAGGUGCUUUGAAGGUCUCUGAGCCAGUACCUCACGAGCCAAAGGUCGCUCGCCCUGCGUUGUUGGAUGCCAUCAUGGAGGCCGAGCACUCCGGCGCUGGUUGGCAGGUUUCUGGAGAUGUGCCACGGGCACCGAUGCGGGGCGUGCGGCGAGUCAUGGCCGAGGCAGAGAUAUCAGACUCGGACUCAGACAAAGAGGAGGGCUUUCCGGACUACUACAAUGAUGAAGAGCAAGAAAGUGAUGAUGAAAAGCAAGGCAAGAGAUUCAGCCUGCAAUUUGAGCGGGUGGUUCCAGAUUCAGCCUACUCCGUGAGUGCGGAAGAUGGUGUGCUGAUGGAUCCCACAUCACCUGAAAGAACUGAGAUAGAAGAGGCCUUUGCUGAACGCUGGUGGUCAGACUUGCGUCGCCGUUUCUUCAGGCACAAUCAUCGGGCCUACGCAAUUGUGGACGGGCAGUGGCAACGGGUUCCAGAUCCCAAAGGCCCACACUACAAGCCUCGCAAACGCUACCGCCCGCGUGCACACCAGCGAGAAGCUUUAUUGAAGCGGAAGAUGCGUGCAAGCGGACAAAGCACUGGCUAACAAUUUGGAAGCCAGAAGCCGCAGCCACGUGCCUCUUCCCUCCGGAUCCCGCCGGAUUUGUG
Molecule: messenger RNA, 1810 nt
Organism: Durusdinium trenchii
Lineage: Eukaryota; Dinophyceae; Suessiales; Symbiodiniaceae
Source: the annotation of a GenBank genome assembly